Anolis carolinensis (green anole) is the source of this 1199-nucleotide messenger RNA. RefSeq names its product golgi SNAP receptor complex member 1 (gene gosr1). The transcript has 9 exons. Gene Ontology annotation, cellular component: SNARE complex; Golgi membrane; cis-Golgi network. The record is from RefSeq and is a predicted model, not a curated record. Bases 110 to 880 code for a protein of 256 amino acids. NCBI's taxonomy places the organism in Eukaryota, Metazoa, Chordata, Lepidosauria, Squamata, Anolidae. Gene Ontology annotation, molecular function: SNAP receptor activity. Gene Ontology annotation, biological process: endoplasmic reticulum to Golgi vesicle-mediated transport; vesicle fusion.
CUCUAGCACCCUCUUGGAAUACAAGCCUCGCCUCGGACCGGAAGGAAGCAGGCUGGGGACGCUCUAGGCAGGCGUGCCUCAGACGCGGCUGACGUUGGAGACAACAAAGAUGGCGGCGGGAGGCGGAGGCAGCGUCGGGAGCAGCAACUACUGGGAAGACCUGCGGAAGCAAGCCCGGCAGCUGGAGAACGAGUUGGACCUGAAGCUGGUCUCCUUCAGCAAGCUCUGCACCAGCUACAGCCACGGCAGCGCCCGAGACGGAAGGCGCGACAGGUAUAGCUCCGACACGACUCCGCUCCUGAACGGAUCGAGCCAAGACCGGAUGUUCGAAACGAUGGCGGUGGAGAUCGAGCAGCUCCUGGGGAAGCUCACGGGGAUCAACGACAAGAUGUCGGAGUACGCCAACAGCGCCGGGGUGCCCUCCCUCAACGCGGCCCUGAUGCACACCCUGCAGCGGCACCGGGACAUCUUGCAGGACUACACCCACGAAUUCCACAAAACCAAAACCAACUUCCUCGCCGUCCGUGAAAGGGAAAACCUCCUCGGCUCGGUGCGGAAAGAUAUCGAAUCCUACAAAAGCGGGAGCGGCGUCAACAACCGGCGGACGGAGCUCUUCUUGAAGGAGCACGAACACCUCCGAAAUUCUGACCGGCUGAUUGAAGAAACAAUAAGCAUUGCCAUGGCGACCAAGGAAAACAUGACCUCCCAGCGAGGGAUGAUGAAGUCCAUUCAGAGCAAGAUGAACUCCUUGGCCAACCGCUUCCCGGCCGUCAACAGCCUGAUCCAGCGGAUCAACCUGCGCAAGCGCCGCGACACCUUCAUCCUGGGCGCCGUCAUCGGGAUCUGCACCAUCCUCCUCCUCCUCUACGCAUUCCAUUGACGGACGCUGUGCGCCCGGACCACGAGAGAGACUUUCGGGGGGGGGGGGUGUCGACAUGCGUGGCCCCCUCCCUCCCUCCCUCCCAUUAAGGCCCAGUUCUUACAGCUUUGGGGAAACCGAGGCAGGGACGCUCUCUCCGUCCCUUCCUUCCCAUCACUGGAGUUUGGGCUCGGUUCCCAUUCUCCGCCCUGUUUUGGACUGGGACUCCCAGUAUCCCCCAGCCCACGCAGUGGGGAUACUGGCGGUCGGAUUCCGUCCGCCCCUUCCAAAAAAUAACUCCAAGGAAUUUAAUUAAAUCACUUUGGAAGCCUCGUUUCAA